AUGCCUGGCCCGGCGGCGGCAGCUCCCACGCGCGAGGCGACCGAGCUGGCUGCAGAGCGCGGUGUCGGUCCCGAAGAGGCUGACCGGCAGCAAGCCGCAGGGCCCGCCGCCAGCUUGCCGACACGGCUGCCGCGCAAGCUAUGCGGCGGCGGGCAGGCACGCAUAGACUUCAUGCAGAAGGGGUGGCAAGCCGUCGGCCCGUGCUUCUCAACCGACGAUGCUGCGCUGGAGUCCAUGCCUGAUCACGGGGGUAACAGCGGGCGGUGGAAGCGAGCGCCGACCGGGCGAGGCACCAGCAGCGCACGCAAGUUCAUCUGCAACGCCCAUCGUGCGUGCGAGGUGCACGCGCUGCUGCGCGAGGAGAGUCUUGGCUGGCAGUGGCACAUCUCGCGGGGCGUCGCACACACCUCCACCUGCACGCACGGUCCACGCAGCAACUCCGCGCUCAGCUGGGAGCAGGCGGCGGGGCUGGCGUUCCAGGCGCUGCUGCAUAAUUUCACCAAGGCCGGGUGUGCCGUCGUCGGCUGUAGCAACGACAGCGUCGAGAAGAAUAAAACCUUCUCUGAUGCGCAGGGUUUCACUUAUCCGCUCCUCUGCGACGAAGACCUCUCCGUGGCGGCUGCAUACGGUGCGGCAUUGAGCGCGGAGGAGGGCGGCCCGAAGGCGAAGCGCGUCGCGGCGCUGAUCGACAAGGGUAAGCUCAUCAAGUACUUCGACCCGGCAGGCAAGGGCGAGUUCCCUUGCCAAGCGCUCAAGGUAGUCGAGGCGCUCAUCUAGAGCGACGCGAUAGAGGAGAUCAGAUUGAACCCAGGAGGAGACCACGCGUGCUUCGCGAAUGACGGCGUCGCCCGUAAACCGCGCCAUCACCCAAAAACCUCCUGGGUUGAAUGGGUAGGCGGCGGGUGACGCCUGAGACUGCACGGCAAGCGUCAUGUUUUUAGAUCUGAAGAGCGUGUGCGAAGAGGGAGCCGGCAGAUCCGCACAAAAACCAUCUCCAUCACUGUCUCGUGUCUGUCACGGGGCAUUCAGCCAAAAUGUGGGGGGAGAACCAUUUCGCAACUGCGUCCAUAUUACGUACCUGCGGUACCCGGGAGACAGGAGUGGGAGUGCUUAAC
This is a messenger RNA of Emiliania huxleyi CCMP1516, 1115 nucleotides long. RefSeq lists its product as hypothetical. The coding region runs from base 1 to 777 and encodes 258 amino acids. The transcript is spliced from 2 exons. The record is from RefSeq and is a predicted model, not a curated record. Gene Ontology annotation, molecular function: oxidoreductase activity; antioxidant activity. Lineage: Eukaryota; Haptophyta; Isochrysidales; Noelaerhabdaceae.